Molecule: messenger RNA, 1089 nt
Organism: Effrenium voratum
Lineage: Eukaryota; Dinophyceae; Suessiales; Symbiodiniaceae
Source: the annotation of a GenBank genome assembly
AUGCGCGCUGAACGUCUCUUGAAGGGCUACGAUCCAGGCCAUAGGUUUGCGGUUUGUAUCGGUUUCAGCGAGGUGUGGUAUUCCUCGCCAGCCAACCGGCAUUUGUACUUCAAGGCCUUCAAGGAGCAGUACCUGGCCACAGGCAAGGCAGACUUUUCCGCGUUCCUGUCGACGCACCCUGAGACAAUCUCGCAAACCUUUGGCGAUGAGGCCACGUCUGAAGGGCAGAUGGUGAAGGCGAUGGUGUGGCCCAGCGCUGUGCUCAUGGCCAUCGGCACCUUGGCGCGAUGCGGCAUCAUGAUGAGGGCCGGCGGAAACUCCAUGUGGGGCUGGCUCUUCCACGCUUUCCGCGGUUUGAUGACGCCCUUUGGCCUGCUCAUGGUGCUGCAGACGCCGGUGGUCAGUGGAGCAGGUGCUGGCAACAAGCGAUUUUCCACUCGAGCCAUGGCCCGUUGGCUCUGCGUUGCGCUCCAACUCGCUGUCGUCACCGGCGACAUCCUGCUGGCCGACUUUGAUGGGGAGGCGAGCCACCAGUGGAAGCAGAUGAACGACCCCGUGAUGGGGGGGAGGUCCACUGGAAGCUUCUCAGUGGUCGGCGGCCUUGGAGUUUUCGAGGGUGAAGUGGUGGACGUGCCGUUCCUCCAUGCGCCUGGCUUCAUUAAGGCCUCAGUCGCGGAUAUGAAUCCAUUCGGACGCAUCUUUCCGGACAUCUCUUCCUGCAAGAACAUCGAGCUCACCGUGAAGUCGGACACCGCUUACAAGGGCUACCGCUUCUCCAUCGGCGAUGCGCAUGCACCCGGCGGCAAGUUUCACGCCUACGGCUACAAGGCUGACUUUGAUGCGGGCAAGGUCGGGGAGUUCAACACCGUCACCCUGCCGCUGAAGAGCUUCACAGACUACUGGGACGAUGCGACGGGAGCUGCGAUCAAGACCUGCCAGGAGAACAAGAUCUACUGCCCCGAUGCGAAGACCCUGCAGGAUAUGCGGACCAUGGGCGUGUGGGCAGAAGGAGUGGCAGGCAAAGUGCGCCUGGAGAUCAAAUCCGUGAGGGCCACCGGCUGCGCCGACGUGGAGUAUGUGAUUAUGUGA